This is a messenger RNA of Hevea brasiliensis (rubber tree), 1674 nucleotides long. Its product is annotated as putative disease resistance RPP13-like protein 1. The transcript is spliced from 2 exons. The coding region runs from base 1 to 1674 and encodes 557 amino acids. Lineage: Eukaryota; Viridiplantae; Streptophyta; Magnoliopsida; Malpighiales; Euphorbiaceae. The record is from RefSeq and is a predicted model, not a curated record. Gene Ontology annotation, biological process: defense response to other organism. Gene Ontology annotation, molecular function: ADP binding.
AUGGCGGAGGUGGUAACGGGAGCAUUUCUCUCCAGUAUGUUUCAGUUUCUGUUCGAGAGGAUGGAUUCACCCGAGAUUCUUGCCUUCUUCAUGGGUCGCAAACUCAACCGUGCACUGGUGAGGAAGUUGAAGAUUACUAUGAUCAUUGUUAAUGGAUUGAUUGAUCAAGCUGAGGAGAAGCAGAUUGUUAUGCGUACUGAGAAGAAGUGGCUCGAUGAGCUCAAAGAUGCGGCCUAUGAGGCCGAUGACUUAUUCGAUGAGAUUGCUUAUGAAGCUCUGCGAUCAAAGUUGAAUGCUGGAUCUGUAGCAAGAAAAGUGAGCAAGCUUUUCUCUUCUCAUAACUCAUUUGAAAACGCAAUGAAUGCAAAAUUAGAAGAGAUCCUUGAGCUGCUUGAAUGUUUACUGAGACAAAUGAAUGCCCUUGGUCUGAAUUUGAAAGACGACCUUGGAGAUGAGCCAUCAUCGCACAAAACACCAACUACUUCAGUAAUACCAUAUGGCCAUUUUGGUAUCUAUGGUAGGGAACAUGACAGGCAAAAUAUCAUACGGUCACUGUUAUCUAAUGAUAGCAAUGGCGUAAGUGCGAUUUGCAUAGUUGGUAUAAGUGGUGUCGGUAAAACCGCCCUUGCUCAGCAUGUCUACUACGACAAACAAGUAGAUAGGCACUUUGAUCUCAAAGCAUGGGUCUAUGUCUCAGAAGAAUUCAAUGUCUUCAAGAUAACAACUGAUAUUUAUAACCAGGUCUCUUCAGAGGACAUUUAUAUGGUCAAGUGUUCCAAAGAGCUUCAACUAGAGCUGAAGCAAAAAUUAAAGGGGAAAAAAUUUUUGCUCGUCUUGGAUGAUGUCUGGAGUGAUGAGCUUACUGAAUGGGAAAGUUUAUUGGAACCUUUGGAGGCUGGGAGACAAGGAAGUAAGAUUGUUGUUACAACUCACAAGGAAAGCGUAGCAUCAGCUUUGCAACAUUACCAUAUGCACAUUGAUAUUCAUAAUUUGGAGAAACUAAGUGAUGAUAAUUGCCGGCACCUGCUUGAAACAUAUGCAUUUCAUAAUCAAGUUUCCCAUUCAUCACAUUCAGUCUUUGAAGAUGUUGGCAAGAAAAUAGCCGAAAAUUGCAGAGGUCUACCAUUAGUUCUGAAAACAGUUGGGAGUCUCCUCCGAUCCAAAAGAAAUGUUCAAGAAUGGGAAGAGAUAUUAAAGAACAUGUUGCCGAGUGACAACAUUCUUUCAACUUUAAAAUUGAGUUAUUAUUCUCUCCCUUCGCAUCUGAAACAAUGCUUUGCUUAUUGUGGAAUAUUUCCAAAGGGUUAUGAAUUCUACAAGGAGGAUUUGGUCCGUUUAUGGAUGGCAGAGGGUUUUAUAAUAGAAGCCAAAGACGGUAAUGAUAAUGAAGUUGUGGGUGAUGCAUAUUUUAAUGAUCUUUUGUCAAGAUCUUUCUUUCAAAUGUCUGGUGGCUCUCAGAAAUGCUUUGUUAUGCAUGACCACAUUUAUGACUUAGCCAAAUCCAUAUCUGGAGAAUUUUGUUUCAUGAUGGAGGGUAAAGAUUCAUCCGUUGAGGUUCCUUCAAAGACUCGCUACUUGUAUGUUCGUCAUGGAGAUAGUUGUCAUUCACAUGCAUUUGCGAUAUUUGAAUUUCCGCGGAGCAUCAAUCAGAAAGCUACCUCAUUCUAUGAGUAG